Molecule: messenger RNA, 166 nt
Organism: Racocetra fulgida
Lineage: Eukaryota; Fungi; Glomeromycota; Glomeromycetes; Diversisporales; Gigasporaceae
Source: the annotation of a GenBank genome assembly
ACAUAUUCGUGAAGAAGCAAAUGCCAAAUGGCUUAUAAAAAAGGGCUUAACUCCUGACCCUUAUCUUUAUCAAAUCCCAGAACCGGGUGAACGUUUUGAAUACGUUGUAGUUGAGCAGGAUAAUAAUUCAUCACAGAGAGUGGGUGAUAGAAUGGAGUAUCCAGAC